CUCUGGGCGGUCACGUGGGCGUGUUAUUUCUUGGCGGGGUCAUCCCGUCGCUAGAGCAGGACCGAGUCGCGCCGAGUCUCUUCCGCCGAACACCACGCCUGAGCCUGCCGUACCCUGGUCCCGAGCCGGUACGCGCUGGGCUGCCCCGACCCUGUGACUUUGGCACCCACACGGAACCAGUGUCCACCAUGGCGGAGUACGAGUAUGAAUACGACCAGGAAUACAUGGGACAGGAGGACGAGUGGGAGCGGGAAGGAUUGCUCGACCCCGCCUGGGAGCGCCAACAGAGGAAGACGUUCACAGCCUGGUGUAACUCCCACCUGAGAAAAGCCGGCACUCAGAUCGAGGAGAUCGCCGAGGACUUCAGGAAUGGACUGAAACUGAUGCUUCUUCUGGAGGUGAUCUCCGGCGAGCGCCUGCCCAAGCCCGACCGGGGCAAGCUGAGGUUCCAUCAGAUCGCCAACGUCAACAAGGCCCUGGACUUCAUCGCCAGCAAGGGCGUCAAGCUCGUCUCCAUCGGAGCUGAAGAAAUUGUUGAUGGCAAUACGAAGAUGACCCUUGGUAUGAUCUGGACCAUCAUCCUGAGGUUUGCUAUCCAGGACAUCAGUGUUGAAGAAAGCUCCUCCAAGGAAGGCUUGCUCCUCUGGUGCCAGAGGAAAACAGCGCCGUACAAGAAUGUGAAUGUCCAGAACUUCCACACCAGCUGGAAGGAUGGUCUGGCGUUCUGUGCCCUGAUCCACAGACAUCGGCCCGAGCUGAUCCCCAACUACCAUGAGCUCAGGAAGGACGACCCCUACACCAACCUGAACCUGGCCCUGGACACGGCCGAGAAACACCUGGACAUCCCGCGGAUGUUGGACCCCGAGGACAUUGUGAACACAGCCAGGCCUGAUGAGAAGGCCAUCAUGACCUACGUGUCAUGUUACUACCACGCCUUCUCCGGCCUGCAGAAGGCUGAGACUGCAGCCAACCGCAUCUGUAAGGUGUUGCGGGUCAACCAGGAGAACGAGCGGUUGAUGGAGGAAUACGAGAGGCUGGCGUCUGAUCUGCUGGAGUGGAUUCGUAAGACAAUCCCGUGGCUGGAGAACAGGACCAGGGACAACACACUGCCAGGAACACAGCACAAACUGGAGGAGUUCAGAGACUACCGCCGCAAGCACAAACCUCCGAAGCUGGAGGACAAGAGUAAGCUGGAGAUCAUCUUCAACACGCUGCAGACCAAGCUGCGACUCAGCAACAGGCCGGCCUACAUGCCCUCUGAGGGGAAGAUGGUCGCGGAUAUUGCCAAUGCAUGGAAGAAGCUGGAGUUUGCUGAGAAAGGGUUUGAGGAGUGGCUCCUUGCGGAGUUGAGAAGGCUGGAGCGUCUGGAUCACUUGGCCAGGAAGUUCAAGCACAAAUCCGACAUCCACGAGGAGUGGACCGAGGGCAAGGAGGUCAUGCUGCAAGACACGGACUUCAAGAACUGCAACUUGUAUGAGCUGAAGGCAUUGAGGAAGAAGCACGAGGCGUUUGAGAGUGAUCUGGCCGCUCACCAGGACCGCGUGGAGCAGAUAGCUGCCAUUGCGCAGGAGUUAAAUGAUCUGGAGUACUGGGACGUUGUAACAAUCAAUGCUAGAUGCCAGCGUAUCUGUGACCAGUGGGACAGAUUGGGAGCCCUCACACAGAAGAGGAGAAAUGCUCUGGAUGAAGCUGAGAAAAUCUUGGAAAGAGUGGACCAAUAUCAUUUGGAAUUCGCCAAGAGAGCAGCUCCAUUCAACAACUGGAUGGACGGUGCCAAGGAGGAUCUGGUGGACAUGUUCAUCGUGCACACUAUGGAUGAGAUCCAGGGCCUGAUCGAUGCCCACGAGGCGUUCAAGAUGACCCUGCCCGAAGCCGACAAGGAGUUCAACGCCAUCAUGAUGUGCAUCACGGAGGUGCAGCGCAUCGUGCAGCAGCUCGACCUGAAGGGGGUCACCAUCAACCCCUAUACCAACAUCACAGGAGAGGAACUGAAGCAGAAGUGGCAGGACGUGAACAACCUUGUUCCUCAGCGUGACUCUGUGCUGCAGCAGGAGAUGGUGAGACAACAGAACCACGAGCGCCUCAGGAGGCAGUUCGCGCAGAAGGCCAACUCCGUCGGACCCUGGAUAGAGAAGCAGGCCGAGGCCAUCGCCACCAUCGGCAUGCAGAUGCAGGGCACUCUGGAGGACGCCCUGCUGAAGCUGAAGAACAUGGAGGCUCAGAUCAUGGCCUACAAACCCAACAUGGACGAGCUGGAGACGUACAACCAAGCCAUCCAGGAGUCCCUGGUGUUCGAGAACAAGCACACACAGUACACCAUGGAGACUCUGAGGGUUGGCUGGGAGCAGCUGCUGACCUCCAUUGCCAGGACCAUCAACGAAGUGGAGAACCAGAUCCUGACCAGAGAAGCCAAGGGCAUCCCAGAGGAGAAACUGCAGGAGUUCAGGGCCUCCUUCUCUCACUUCGACAAGAAACGUACAUUAGCUCUGGAACCCGAAAGCUUCCGCCAGUGCCUGCUGAGUAUGGGCUACCACUUCAACCCCGGCAGGGAGGGAGACGCUGAGUUUGCCCACAUCCUGGGCGUGGUGGACCCGAACGGCUCGGGUUACGUGACGUUCCAGGCCUUCCUGGACUUCAUGACGCGGGAGACGACAGACUCGGACACCGCCGAGCAGGUCAUGCAGUCCUUCAAGAUCCUGGCUGGAGACAAGCCCUACAUCACACAAGAAGAGCUGCGGCGUGAGCUGCCGCCCGACCAGGCCGAGUACUGCAUCGCCAGGAUGACCCACUACACCGGUCCGGACGGCAUCCCCGGCGCGCUGGACUACAUCUCCUUCGCCACAGCACUCUACGGAGAGAGCGACCUCUAACCUCUCUACAUACACAUGCAAAUAAAUGUAUAAUGUAUUUAUCUUAGUCACCAUCCGUUGGGUUACUCCAGGGGUAAUUUCCGUACUUUGGGGGAGUUAGUGAGAACACGUGCCUUUUGACAGCAGGGCUGGGUUGUGAUUGUGCUUGUAUGUUGAGGAAGGAGGGGGUCUGUGGGUAGUAGCCAAAGGAACAAAAAAAAAAGUCUUCUAACUUCUGUCAUUGGGAGGUAGUGUAUGUAGUCGUGCCAUCUUACAACAUUGUGCAACCAUCAGAAUUUGCAACAAGAUAUAUGAAUACGAAGAAUGAACUGUAAUGGUCGGGGAGGGGACAGUAAUAGGUGUAGUGAUGUAGUCGGGAGUGCGUUGACGACAGGACUUCGUAGCUUCGCUGUGAUGACGGCGGGUUUUACCGAGAGCGUAAACCUGUGCUUCGGCUGGGAUACGGACAUCACAGCGGCACAUAUUUAUGUAUGUGUUACUUCCGGGACCAAAAUCAGGGUUGUUGCACAUGGAUAGAUGUGACCAUAUGUGCCGGCUGUGUUGCGCGUGUUCAGGCCGGACACACAGGCCUGCGGUCGGUUUCGCAGCAGCGCAGACCCGCGCCCAGUUCGUGGUAGUAGCUGUCCGCAGGUCGUGACCACGUGCUGCUGCAAAAUCGGCCCGUUUCGAAAGUAAACCAAACUUGUCUUCGGUGUGAAGCGAUACAAUCUGGGAAAAGUCAAAACUCGACCACUUGGCAAACCCAGAUGUGACCACAUGUGCCGCCUCACACCUCCAGACUCGUUUUUAAAGAAAGAAAAAAACAUGCCUCCUCCCCACCCUCUCGUUAAAGAACUCCAUUCCCAGAGGGAUGAGGUAGUACCUACCGACUCCCUCUACUCUAUACACCAGGCAGAGGCAGUCGGUGUGACCACAGGUGACCUCCCAUCCCUCUGGCAUGGCUGCGCCUAUAUUUAGGGAACACGGUUCUCUAUUUGGGUUGCCGUCCGGUGUGCGAGUGAGCCAGCUAAGGCCUGCCCCCCGGGGCAGAAGGCUCCAUGUCAGCAUGGUGGCACUAGCAAAAUGCCUGGCAUGCCUGGUCUGGCUGGGAGCUGGCAGGGAAUGUGUGGGGAGGCUGCGGUAGCCCCGACUCAGCACAGCUGCCUCCAUACCCACGUCAACGCACUCCCCUAUAAUUAGCUCGAGGGAUCUCCUAUCAGCUACUGCCCCAACUAUUUUUGAACGCUUAAUAAUUGUUUUAUACUGAUCAGUAAGUAAGUAGUACCGUUAGUUGUGUACUACACGUACGUUAUUUGCCAGGUCCCAUCAGUUGAUUUUUUGCUUUUUUUUUUCUACAUAUGAUACAUGUAUUUAUCAUUACCUACAUUGUAUACAGUCCUAGAAAUUAUGCAAAUCUAAGGAUAGCUGCCUACAUGUAAGGCCUGCAGGUAGCUUGCAUAUGCUUGAUAUAAUUCUCCACCUGAAGUAUAAGUAGUGGUAUGUCAUGAUCUGAGAGGCUGGAUUUGUUUAAGGUGUCAAAAUUAGAGGUGGUUUUAUCUUGACUCUACUGUAGACUGUUAAUUGGAUGUAAGGGGAAAUAAAAAACUUUGUACUCUUGAAAACAUCA
Messenger RNA from Branchiostoma belcheri (Belcher's lancelet), 4476 nucleotides. Its product is annotated as alpha-actinin, sarcomeric-like. Gene Ontology annotation, cellular component: cortical actin cytoskeleton; cell junction; Z disc. Lineage: Eukaryota; Metazoa; Chordata; Leptocardii; Amphioxiformes; Branchiostomatidae. The transcript has 24 exons. Gene Ontology annotation, molecular function: actin filament binding; calcium ion binding. The record is from RefSeq and is a predicted model, not a curated record. Bases 189 to 2870 code for a protein of 893 amino acids. Gene Ontology annotation, biological process: actin cytoskeleton organization; muscle cell development.